Molecule: messenger RNA, 1596 nt
Organism: Melozone crissalis (California towhee)
Lineage: Eukaryota; Metazoa; Chordata; Aves; Passeriformes; Passerellidae
Product: receptor-interacting serine/threonine-protein kinase 2-like
Exons: 11
Coding region: 1-1596 (531 amino acids)
Biological process (GO): regulation of apoptotic process; protein phosphorylation
Molecular function (GO): JUN kinase kinase kinase activity; ATP binding
Source: RefSeq, a predicted model, not a curated record
AUGGCCAAUCCACUACCUGCGGUGGCCCAGGAAGAUUUGGAAAGCUUUACCUUGACCAGGACAGGCUCAGGCUUUGCACUCAAAGCCUUUCAUAGUUCCUGGAACACUCCCAUCUCUGUGAAGCUGCUGAGCAGCCAGGACACCACAGACAGGGAGUGGAAGUUGCUACUUCAGGACAUAGCAAGUGUCAGACACUAUGAGUCUGAGCAUCUCCUGCCUUUCCUUGGGAUUUACCAGUGCCAUGGACUUGUGGGGAUAGUGACUGAAUGGAUGAACAAUGGAUCCCUCCAAUCCCUCAUCCAUGAGCAUCAGCUGUACCCAGAGGUUCCCUUUCCCUUACUCAUAAGGAUCCUGUCAGAUGUGGCUGAAGGGCUGCAGCAUCUUCACAGCCUGGAACCUGCUCUCUGCCACUGCAGCCUGAAACCUUCCAAUGUGCUUUUGGAUGUGCACUACAGAGCCAAGAUAUCAGAUUAUGGCCUGAGCAACUGGAGGAAACAGCAGCUGAGGUCAGACCUGCAGAACUGCCAGCAGAGAAACUGCCAGGAUUUAGUGUAUCUUCCUCCUGAAAUACUUGAAGGAGGCCUCCCUUCCCAGGAAGGUGACAUUUACAGUUUUGGAAUCCUGUGCUGGGAGAGCCUCAGCAGACAGAAACCCUUUGAAGGUCAAGGAACCCUGCUUGAUGUUUUGAGAGGAAUCUGCAGCAGUUUGCGGCCAGGCAUUUCAGAAAAGUUCAUACCAAGCAAUUUGCCUGAGAGGAACAGACUGCUGCACCUCAUUGCUCUGUGCUGGCAUCAAGAACCAGAUUAUAGACCACACACUGCAGAAUGUGUACACCUUCUAAAUGGAGUUUUGGCUAUUAUAAAUAAGGAGGCAAUUUCUGCAGCAAUCUACAGUUUGAUGGAUGCAAAGGAGAGAGCGCUGAACGCAUGCAAAGGCUCCGAGACCUUCACCCUGCAGAGAGGCACCUGCAAUUCACAGAUCAUCUGUCCACAAAAAGGCAACCGCUUAAUCAGCAAGAAAAUUCCUCUUGCAGUGCCAAGCUUAUCAACUGUUCUACCUGAUAGCAGUGCAAAUACAGCAGGAAGAGAUAAUAUUGAGAUUGGUGUGUCAAGUAUUACCCCACAGAAUGCAACCAAAGAUCACCUAGGCUCUGAGAGAAGAAAACCAAGCUCCUUUUGCACAAAUCCUUCAUCUACUUCAACUGCAGGCAAAGAAAGCAGUCAGCAUAACUCCCCAGCAGUGGCUCUUCAGCACAGACCACAACCAAUGCACCUGGGACAAGCAGUGACAGGUCCUUGCAGCAAAGGCAGCUGCUGUCAAAUCCUUGCCUGCCGGAGGCAGAGCAUCCUGAGCUGCAUGACAGAAGGGCUGCUGAACCACGCGCUGGACGCACUGCGCUCGCAGCAGGCCCUGUCCCGCGUGGACUACGAGAGCAUCAGUGCCCAGCCCACGGUGACCGCGCGCGCCCGCGCCCUGCUGGACACCUGCCUCUGCCUCGGGGAGAGGGCAGCACAGGCUGCACUCUCUGCACUGGCAGUGAACAGAUCCAGUCCUCUGGGACAAGUCAUUCACGCCCAGGCUGUCCUGCCAAGGUAA